ACAUCCACCAUGGUGUGGUGUUCCUGCUUCCUAUCAGAAGAAGAGAAAACCGCCAUCGCCAUCGAUAAAGAGAUCAACCGGCUUCUUCAAGAGCAAAAGAAGCGUGAGCGAUGGGAGCUGAAGUUACUUUUGUUGGGCACCGGAGAGAGUGGGAAAAGCACCUUCAUCAAGCAGAUGCGGAUAAUCCACGGCGUGGGCUUUUCGGAAGAGGACCGAAAAGGUUUUGCCAAGGUCGUCUAUCAGAACAUCUUCUCGUCCGUCCAGGCUAUGAUCCAGGCUAUGGAGACCCUCCAGAUCUCUUACGCUCAGUCGGAGAAUGUGCGCAACGCUCAGCUGCUCAUGGAGGUGGAUGCCUACAAAGUGACCACUCUGGGGGCGCACCACGCAAGGAUGCUCGAAAGCCUGUGGAGGGACUCCGGGAUCCGAACCUGCUACCAGAGGCGUAGGGAAUACCACUUGCUGGAUUCUACUUUUUAUUUCCUGUCCAAUCUGGACCGGAUUGCAGCAGCAGGGUAUGUUCCCAGCGCUCAGGACAUUCUGCGGACCCGCGUGCCAACUACUGGUAUUAAUGAGUACUGCUUUUUGGUGCAAAAGGUAACAUUACGGAUAGUGGAUGUUGGUGGGCAGAAGUCGGAGCGCCGGAAGUGGAUCCACUGUUUCGAAAAUGUGAUGGCCUUGAUCUACCUGGCAUCCCUGAGCGAAUACGACCAGUGUCUGGAGGAGAAUGCCCGUGAGAACCGAAUGAGAGAGAGCCUCGACCUCUUCCGGACGAUCCUGGAGCUCCCUUGGUUCCAGGGCACCUCCAUCAUCCUCUUCCUCAACAAAGUGGACAUCUUGGAGGAGAAGAUCACAAGCUCUGAUCUGGCCAAUUAUUUCCCCAGUUUCCCAGGCCCUAAGCAAGAUGCUCAUGCAGCCAAGGAGUUCAUCCAAGGAAUGUACAUGGAUGCCUACCUACGUUUCUCGACCCCUGACCCCAGCUCCGGUGUGCCGCUUUCCAAAGGCGUCAGCCGGCCCAGGAUCCUGUACCCUCACUAUACCUGCGCCACAGACACCCAGAACAUCUGCACGGUUUUUGAGGACAUCCAGGACGUGGUCUUGGCUACCUACCUGGAUGAAUUCAACUUGUCCUAA
This is a messenger RNA of Euleptes europaea (tarantolino), 1131 nucleotides long. RefSeq names its product guanine nucleotide-binding protein subunit alpha-15-like. Lineage: Eukaryota; Metazoa; Chordata; Lepidosauria; Squamata; Sphaerodactylidae. Bases 10 to 1131 code for a protein of 373 amino acids. Gene Ontology annotation, biological process: action potential; adenylate cyclase-modulating G protein-coupled receptor signaling pathway; phospholipase C-activating dopamine receptor signaling pathway. The record is from RefSeq and is a predicted model, not a curated record. The transcript is spliced from 7 exons. Gene Ontology annotation, cellular component: heterotrimeric G-protein complex. Gene Ontology annotation, molecular function: GTPase activity; guanyl nucleotide binding; G protein-coupled receptor binding.